Molecule: messenger RNA, 381 nt
Organism: Spodoptera exigua (beet armyworm)
Lineage: Eukaryota; Metazoa; Arthropoda; Insecta; Lepidoptera; Noctuidae
Source: the annotation of a GenBank genome assembly
GUACUAGCUUACAAUAAUUGAAAAAAAAUGCGUUUGCGCUUUGCGUUUGUGCUUAUUAGUUGGCGCCACUAUAGAGAAAGGAUUUAAUCACUAAACGUUUUUAAGUUAGUGAACCAUGAUUUGUAUAUUUUAUUUAGAUAUCUGUACCUUCUUGUUAACAAUUUUCAUUAUGAUACUAUACAUAGAAUGCGGCACACAUGAUAAGAUUAUUAUGUCCAUAAAUAUAACAUGAAGUUGUUAAAAUAAAGUUAAGUAUUUCAUUGCUUAUUAUUAAAAUAGGUAGGAAUCUUGUUUUGUUUCAUUAUUACAAUAUACUUAGACACGGUCUGACAGGCUUGUCAACGCUAAAAUUAACUAAUCUCCUGUUGAAUCUCUUGUCAA